This is a messenger RNA of Suillus bovinus, 396 nucleotides long. RefSeq lists its product as uncharacterized. Bases 1 to 396 code for a protein of 131 amino acids. Lineage: Eukaryota; Fungi; Basidiomycota; Agaricomycetes; Boletales; Suillaceae. The record is from RefSeq and is a predicted model, not a curated record. The transcript is spliced from 3 exons.
AUGGCUCGUCUUACCUGCCCUCCAACCAGGGCACAAACCAUACCCCUCAAAGUCGAGGAGGCUUUUAAGCAAUAUCGCUACGUUCCAUACACAGCUCUCACACACGCAGCUCGCUCGAAGGCUUUCCUGCGUGGAGAGGACUCAGCCUUCAUCUUUACACAAGAUGGGCUUGCAGCUAAAGGUCUCGACCGUGCAAACGAGCUCUUGAUUGUAACAGUUGAUUGGAUAGCGGCAGCAAAGGCUGCUGAGGAUAGAACCCUGCACUAUUGGGGCGAGGCUCGGGCGUCAGCCCUUGUAUCUCACCAUCUUGUAGUUCUCGAUAUCGGCCGUACGCAUGGCUGCAAAGAGAAUUGGCUCAUGCCAACCACGAGCAUAAUCUUGCCAGCCUCGAUGUAG